Messenger RNA from Acomys russatus (golden spiny mouse), 831 nucleotides. It is a transcript of the gene Cfl2, whose product is annotated as cofilin 2. Gene Ontology annotation, cellular component: actin cortical patch; actin cytoskeleton; cytoplasm. Bases 46 to 546 code for a protein of 166 amino acids. Lineage: Eukaryota; Metazoa; Chordata; Mammalia; Rodentia; Muridae. Gene Ontology annotation, molecular function: actin filament binding. The transcript is spliced from 4 exons. The record is from RefSeq and is a predicted model, not a curated record. Gene Ontology annotation, biological process: cell motility; actin filament severing; actin filament fragmentation.
GCCGCCGCCGCCGCCGCCGCCGCCGCAGCCUCAGCCGCCGGCACUAUGGCAUCUGGAGUUACAGUGAAUGAUGAAGUCAUCAAAGUUUUUAAUGAUAUGAAAGUAAGAAAAUCUUCUACACAAGAGGAGAUCAAAAAAAGAAAGAAAGCAGUUCUCUUCUGUUUAAGCGAUGACAAAAGACAAAUAAUUGUAGAGGAAGCAAAGCAGAUCUUGGUGGGUGACAUUGGUGACACUGUAGAGGACCCCUACACAUCUUUUGUGAAGUUGCUGCCUCUGAACGAUUGCCGAUAUGCUUUGUACGAUGCCACAUACGAAACAAAAGAGUCUAAGAAGGAAGACCUAGUAUUUAUAUUCUGGGCUCCUGAAAGUGCACCGUUAAAAAGCAAGAUGAUUUAUGCUAGCUCUAAAGAUGCCAUUAAAAAGAAAUUUACAGGUAUUAAACAUGAGUGGCAAGUAAACGGCCUGGAUGAUAUUAAGGACCGCUCGACGCUGGGAGAGAAACUGGGAGGCAGUGUUGUAGUUUCUCUCGAAGGAAAGCCACUAUAAAGUAAUAGCCAAGUGCCAUCUGAUCUUAAGGGGCUUCAUUUCUCCAGCUCAGUCCACUGGAAUCACAUUAGGUUUUGGUUUUUUGUUUAUUCCCUUUCCACUGGUCCCUUUCAACACAACGAAUGAAUGAAUUUAAGAAGCCUGUCAGUGAUUGCCAUUAGACUGUCUAAUACGGUGACUUUUAAGUAGAACCCAAGGAAUGCCUUCCCCCUCUUAUUUUAGCCAAAACAACUGGUUACAUGCCUUCCUUGCAGUGAGCACAGCAACGGACGUGGUUGUCAAUGU